This is a messenger RNA of Triplophysa dalaica, 973 nucleotides long. Its product is annotated as C-type lectin domain family 4 member E-like. Lineage: Eukaryota; Metazoa; Chordata; Actinopteri; Cypriniformes; Nemacheilidae. The coding region runs from base 131 to 772 and encodes 213 amino acids. The transcript is spliced from 5 exons. The record is from RefSeq and is a predicted model, not a curated record.
CAUCCUUCUUCUGCUUUUAAAAGCAUUGUGUAAAAAAUGCAUUUACUUUAAAAAACACAUUGAGUGCAUGCAGAACGGUCUCGAUAAUUUCAUUCAAGGUAUAGAAAAGAACAGCAUCCUCUAAACAUAUAUGGACAUGGAUUUAGGGGUCAUUUAUGAAAAUAUGGAGCCUAAGAACAGAAAACCAGCUGGACCUCAGAGUCAGAACCCAGAUGAAGCUCAAAACAGAAAAAGAAGCAGAGGGUUGGUGGUGAUCACAGUGUGUCUUGGGAUCGUCUGUGUAUUUCUGGUGUUCGCUCUUCUAGUGCUGUAUGUCUUUCUCACAGGAGAGAGAGAUCAGCUACUGCAAAACAUCACAUCUAUGAAGGAACAUGAGUUAGAGACCAAAUUCUAUAAUCUCACCAAAGAACUCAAGGAAAUGUUUUCAGGGAGGUAUUUCCUAUCCAGUGAGGAGAAGAACUGGACUGACAGCAGACGGUUCUGUAAAGAUUGGGGUGGAACUCUCAUCAUUAUUGAGACUGAAGAAGAACAGAGGUUCAUAUCUUCACUUGUUGAUGGGAGUGUGUGGAUUGGUUUGUCUGAUACAGACAAGGAAGGAAACAUGAAAUGGGUGGAUAAUACACCACUGACUAACAGCUUUUGGAACCCUGGUGAGCCGACUGACCAUGGCAACAAUGAGGACUGUGUUGUAAUCUCUGAGUUUUCAAACACUUUCAUGAACUGGAAUGAUCUUCCUUGCUCAUGGAAGAAUAAAUGCAUUUGUGAGAAAUAGACUUCAUCAACUUCUGUUGUGAGAUUAAAUCAUGCUUUGGCUUAAAUUGAAACAGUUUUUCAAUGGGAGUGUUGUUUUGCAUUUACAUCAGUCUCUAAUUGUUGUUUCUGGUAGCUAAAUGUUGUCAUAUACAUUAUAUACUGUUUGUAAUGUCUGUUGUAUUAGGUCAAAUCAGCAAUUAAAAUCAAAUAUAAAUGUAAA